CCGCCGGGGAGGACCGAGGACCCGGCAGGCAGUCCGGAUCUCUGAGGGACGUUGUUCAGGAUCAGACCGCAGCAGGUCCAGUCUCAAGAACCUGUUCGGCACCGACAGGACUUCAGUUCGGUCUUUUGGCUCCAUGUCGAUCCAGAACUUCAAACUAAAACCAGCAGCUUGUAUUUGCUGAACUCGGAGGAUUUAUUGAAAAGUUUCUUCCUGAAGUUGAUCCAGAGAUGGAGCCGGAGGAGGGGAAGGUCUCGGUGUGGGUCUGCCGGGAGGAGAAGCUGGUCUCCGGGCUGACGAGACGAACCACCUGCGCUGAUGUGGUGCAGGUCCUGCUGGAGGACCAGAACCUGCAGCAGGGCGACUCGGCAGCGAUGCUGUCCGGAUCCCCGCAGUCCUACUGCGUGGUGGAGAAGUGGCGCGGCUUCGAGAGGAUUUUACCCAACAAGACCAAGAUCCUGCGGCUGUGGGGGGCCUGGGGGGACGAGCAGCGCAACGUGCGCUUCGUCCUAGUGAAGAACGAGGCGUCGCUGCCCAACAACGGACCCCGCAGCGCCGAGGCGCGCGUGGUCCAGAGCCGGGAGAGCGGCGGUCCUGCCGGGCUGCUCCAGGGCACCGCGAGGAGCUGCUGGACCCCCGCGCCCCCCCUGUCCCAGGACAAACAGAGGCGCAUCGUGAGGAAGGCGUUCAGGAAGCUGGACAAAAUAAACAGGAAGAAGGAGCAGGUGGUCCCCAAGGAUACGGGCUCCGUGGAGAAGAUGGAGACGCUGGUCCAUCUGGUGAUCUCCCAGGACCACACGAUCCGGCAGCAGGUCCAGAGGAUCAAGGAGCUGGACCGGGAGAUCGAGCGCUACGAGGCCAAGGUACACUUGGACCGGAUCCAGAGGCACGGGGUGAACUACGUGCAGGACACAUACAUGGUGGACUCCUCUGCUCCCGACCCGAAGCUCAACGCGGAGCGGCAGGACGCGCGCUGCGCCGAGGAGGCCAUCGCGCAGUUCGAGGAGUACGCGCGCCGCUGCGAGGAGGUGGUCAGGCUGCAGGAGGAGCUGACGGAGCGCGAGGGGCUCUUGGAGAGCAUCGCCGGGGAGAUCCAGGAGGAACUGAACCGGAGGUGGAUGAGGAGGCGGCGGGAGGAGAGCGGAGCGGAGGCGCAGGACGCAGAGAGCUCCGCGGAGGAGACGGCUCCUCCUGCUGUUCCAGCUGCGGAGCCAGAUGUCCAGAGUCUGUCCGAGAACGAGCUCCUGCUGGAGGAGGAGAGGGUCAAAACCCAGCUGGACACCAGCCUGUACAUUGGCUUGAGGUUGAAGACGGACCUGGACGCCAUCAGAGGGGACUUGGACCUGAGUCUGGCACUCUGGGAGACCAAAGAGAGCGAGCUGCUGGACCUGCUCGGCAAGGUAGAAGGCAUGGAGAUCGAGCAAGCAAACAGAACUGAUGGUGCACAGGAGGAGCUGGCUGCAGGUGGUGCUGAGGCCCCCCAGAGCUCAGAGGACAGGAGCAGCGUUUGGGUGGAGCAGGCCCGAGGUCUAUCCAAGGCCUGCAGUACCAAUGACGAGGACUCGGACACUGGUCUGAGCUCCAUGCACAGCCAGGACUCGGACAACCCGCCUGUGUGCGAGUCACUGGUAUAG
This is a messenger RNA of Nematolebias whitei (Rio pearlfish), 1631 nucleotides long. RefSeq names its product Ras association domain family member 10a (gene rassf10a). Bases 228 to 1631 code for a protein of 467 amino acids. The record is from RefSeq and is a predicted model, not a curated record. Gene Ontology annotation, biological process: signal transduction. The transcript has a single exon. Lineage: Eukaryota; Metazoa; Chordata; Actinopteri; Cyprinodontiformes; Rivulidae.